Microplitis demolitor is the source of this 691-nucleotide messenger RNA. RefSeq names its product histone H4. NCBI's taxonomy places the organism in Eukaryota, Metazoa, Arthropoda, Insecta, Hymenoptera, Braconidae. The transcript has a single exon. The coding region runs from base 27 to 338 and encodes 103 amino acids. The record is from RefSeq and is a predicted model, not a curated record. Gene Ontology annotation, biological process: nucleosome assembly. Gene Ontology annotation, cellular component: nucleosome. Gene Ontology annotation, molecular function: protein heterodimerization activity; structural constituent of chromatin; DNA binding.
GUCUCCGCUUUUUUCAACUCGUGACAAUGACUGGCCGUGGCAAAGGAGGAAAAGGAUUGGGAAAAGGAGGAGCCAAGCGUCAUCGUAAAGUUCUUCGUGACAACAUCCAGGGAAUCACCAAACCAGCUAUCCGUCGUCUGGCUCGUCGUGGUGGAGUCAAGCGUAUCUCUGGUCUGAUCUACGAAGAAACCCGUGGAGUUCUCAAAGUCUUCCUUGAAAACGUCAUCCGUGACGCAGUCACCUACACCGAGCACGCCAAACGUAAGACCGUCACUGCCAUGGACGUUGUCUACGCUCUGAAACGUCAAGGCCGUACUCUUUACGGUUUUGGAGGUUAAUUUCAUCACUCGACUCUGCUUAUAUCAAACAAAACGGCCCUUUUCAGGGCCACCAAAUUUUUUAUACGUGAAAAAUAAUCAAGUUGUCAUUUUCAAUCCUCACUGACACUAGCUUAAUAAAAAUUUUACCUCAAUUCAUUUAAUAUCAAUAUCCGAUCAUCUACUUCCAGCGUUCGCAAACAUCUACUUACAUUUUCAGUGUCAAGUAAUUCAAUUUUUUUAUUGUCUAUGACCAAGAAAAUUAUCUGCACAUAGCAAGUCAUUAAUUCUUGCAAAUUUCAAAAGCAUAAAUUUACUUAAGGUUUUUUAGGGUUCUGUAAAAUAUUGGUUUUACUGACUUGAAAAUUAAUGAA